Panicum virgatum (switchgrass) is the source of this 1289-nucleotide messenger RNA. RefSeq names its product ribosome production factor 2 homolog. Gene Ontology annotation, cellular component: nucleolus. Gene Ontology annotation, molecular function: rRNA binding. Gene Ontology annotation, biological process: maturation of LSU-rRNA from tricistronic rRNA transcript (SSU-rRNA, 5.8S rRNA, LSU-rRNA); ribosomal large subunit assembly. Bases 135 to 1067 code for a protein of 310 amino acids. The transcript has 6 exons. NCBI's taxonomy places the organism in Eukaryota, Viridiplantae, Streptophyta, Magnoliopsida, Poales, Poaceae. The record is from RefSeq and is a predicted model, not a curated record.
UCCUGGACAAAAGCGGUGCGCGGGGGUUCUAGGGUUUAGUGAUCGCGAGCCGUGCUGUCACCGGUAGCCUCUCCUCCCCUCCUCUUCAGCUUGUUCUCCGCGGCGGCGGCGUGGAGCGGAGCCGGAGGGAGAAGAUGGUGGCGGUGAUCAGGGUGCCCAAGACCAAGCGCGCCAGGCGGGAGCUCCUCAAGCACGCGCCCAAGCUCGUUGAGACCGGCAAAAAGACGCUGGUCCUCCAUGGUACCAAGACUAGUGCUGUGUUGAACUCUGUGUUGUCAGAUAUUUACCACCUGAAGCGUGAUAAUGCUGUGAAGUUCACCAAGAAGAAUGACAGCAUUAGACCUUUUGAAAGUGGUGGAGAAUCUUCUUUGGAGUUUUUCUCCCUCAAGACAGACUGCAGCCUUAUAGUGUAUGGUUCUCAUUCCAAAAAGAGACCCAACAAUCUGAUUUUGGGAAGGACGUAUGACCACCACAUAUAUGACCUUGUUGAAGUAGGAGUUGAGAACUACAAAUCGAUGGAAUCUUAUGUUUAUGAUAAGAAGCUGGCGCCGAAACUUGGAUCAAAGCCUUUCUUUGCCUUCAUAGGAGAACAUUUUGAGAGCUCGGAAGACCUGAAGCAUUUGAAAGAAGUGCUGCUUGAUCUUUUCAGAGGAGAGGUUGUAGAGAAUCUAAACCUUGCGGGUGUAGAUCGGAUCUAUGUGUGCACAGCAAUCUCUCCUACUACUGUCUACAUGAUGCACUGUGCCCUCCGCCUGAAAAGGUCAGGCACACCUAUUCCUAGAAUGGAGCUGGUUGAAGUUGGACCUUCAAUGAAUCUGGUAGUUAGGAGGCAUAGGCUUCCUGUUGAAAGUUUGAAGAAGGAAGCUAUGAAGACUGCUGAACAUGCUAAGAAGAUGAAGAAUGUCACCAAGGAUCCAGUGCAGGGCAAGCUGGGCAAGGUCUACAUGCCAGACCAGCAGGUUGGAAAGUUGGCCUUGUCGAACGACAUAAAGGGACUGAAGAGGGAGCGCCGUGAGGCCAAGAAAAACAAAGAACACUCAAAGAAGCAAAAAGUCAACCCCGAGUAAAAAACAGAUAUUUGUUUUUUUGUCUUGGGUACUGGACAGACUAAGAACUUUUGCUUGUAACUGUUCCCAGCCGCUGUAUUAGCCAAGUGUAAACCGCUUGCUGUUAGAUUGGGUGGUAAAUAGUUUAGUGCCAUUUUCGUAUGCUAAAGACCAUUGUGGUGACUCGCGAACUCACUACGUCACACAUAUGCAAUGAAAGUUUUGAGCCAUGGUAUUCCUGAA